ACUCCCGCUUUCACUGCCAUCUUGGCCAAAUUGACUGAUCACUCUGCAUGAUCCGCACCAUCUCCAGUUCCCCAAAAAAGACGCCCAAUCAAAUGACUGAUCAUAUUACAUGGGUCAAGCUCCCCAUGAUGAGGCAUCGUGACUCCGAGGAUGAACCCAAAUCGAAAAGGACCAGAUCGGGGCCUUCUCUUCUUCAACAAGAACUGGAAAAAAAAGAAAAGGAUGAAAGCGCCCUUGCCACUCUUGAAAGCCAGGCUGAAGGAUGUGCAUGUGGAGGGACCUUCAAGCAACCGCGUGGGUGAAAAUGAUACAAAGCCCGAAGAAACGGGUGAGGAUGGUGGGGAGGCUGCACUUGAGGUUGAUAAUGACACUAGUUGGAUGAGCCAUCGUUUGGAGUUCCCUAAGAAUGACGAGGCUGAGAUGCAUCGUGCUGAACAUGAUUACGAGGUCAUCGAUCCUUGAGCCAAGGUGUGAGGAAUACGCGAGGGGGAACAGGAACGAAAGAGGUCACGACGGUCCGAAGUUAGGCGAGCAUUUCGGAAAGGGAGAUAACUUAUCGUCUCAGGUUUUACGGCGCCCGUAACAUUCAUCAUCUCAUUCAAUCCAUCCCAUAAACAAGCCGCACUGAAGUAUUCACCAAUACCGGCAAGGUCCAUAUAAUCAGCCAGGCGAGAUCGAGAGAUGGAAGGAUGCGAGAA
This is a messenger RNA of Cantharellus anzutake, 698 nucleotides long. RefSeq lists its product as uncharacterized. NCBI's taxonomy places the organism in Eukaryota, Fungi, Basidiomycota, Agaricomycetes, Cantharellales, Hydnaceae. Bases 151 to 462 code for a protein of 103 amino acids. The transcript is spliced from 2 exons. The record is from RefSeq and is a predicted model, not a curated record.